Messenger RNA from Arachis duranensis, 2272 nucleotides. RefSeq lists its product as uncharacterized. NCBI's taxonomy places the organism in Eukaryota, Viridiplantae, Streptophyta, Magnoliopsida, Fabales, Fabaceae. The transcript is spliced from 7 exons. Gene Ontology annotation, cellular component: membrane. Bases 281 to 1654 code for a protein of 457 amino acids. The record is from RefSeq and is a predicted model, not a curated record. Gene Ontology annotation, molecular function: fluoride transmembrane transporter activity. Gene Ontology annotation, biological process: fluoride transmembrane transport.
CUUCUCCAUUAACCCACCCAGCAACAUCUACUUUCACGAUCAUUUUCUUGAAGCCCAUCGUGCAUGCAAGCUCCAACACCUUCACCAUUCCCCAUAGCUCCGGUGCAAAAAUCCAGCAAUCCACUGCCCUUCAUCGUUCCUCAGGAGUCCGCCACAUCCGCUUCACCCAUCUCUCUAGCCACGACCUCCAAUUCACAAGCUUCUCCAUUUUCAUUCCUCCACAACCAACCUGUGACGCGCAAGUUUCCCGUGUGGUUCUUGUUUUCUUUGUUGAAUAACAAUGGAGAGAUUGAACAGUGGCGUGGGUUCUUCUUCGAUUAGGAGGCGCUCACUCAGCAUAUCCAUCCACGUCAGCCACCGCACGGAAAACGACGAUGACGCCGAGAGCGAGAGCGUUUCAGAAGCCGGUGACAUUGGAGAUCGCGCACUUCCGAGCAGAAGGUUCAGCGCUACCAACAGCUUCAGGUUCUCCUUCGAUGAAACAAAAUCAGAUGAGAAUGGCGGUACUGCUGCUGACGUGGAACAACUGCAACCGCCAAGAGCCUCUUCUGCUAUUAGGCCUUUGCCACCUCAGCUCGUAGCUUCUCCUCUUUCCACCACCGAUGCAGUUUUGCCUUCUGAAGAACCAAAGAAAGAAACUCGUAAAGGUUUGCCAGAGUUUCUGGACUAUGCUUCAUGUAUGAUUCAUAUGGCUGUUUUCGGAAUUCUAGGGGUCUUAACAAGAUAUUUACUGCAGAAGCUAUUUGGCCCUGGGGAAGCCAAUUUAACAAGCAACAAAACUGUUCUUUACCUUGAUCUUCCUGCUAAUAUGAUUGGUUCAUUUUUGAUGGGAUGGUUUGGUGUUGUAUUCAAAGCCGACAUAUCUCAAGUUUCAGAACAUCUAGCUAUAGCAAUAACAACUGGUUACCUAGGAAGCCUUACAACUUUCAGCGGUUGGAAUCAGAAAAUGCUUCAACUCAGUGUCUCGGGACAUUGGCUCUUCGCCAUACUUGGUUUUUUAUUUGGCUUAUUUCUUGUUGGAUAUUCCAUCAUAGUUGGAAUUGAAACUGCCAACGGAUUCAAGUGGCUUCUAAAUAAGCUGAAUAUGUGUUCAGGAAGUGGUGAUAACUCUGAGAUCAACUGCAGAGUAGAUAGCCCCCAACGUCAGUUGGCAGCUAUGACGAUGUUCUUGGUGAUUUUAGGAAUAUUAUGGGGUGUGAGUGGUGCAUUGGUGAAGGCUAAAUUCAAGAAUGGUGGAAGUGGUGCCGAGUUAUGGUUCGCUUGCAUGGUUGGACCUGUAGGCGUGUGGAUUCGAUGGUUCUUAGCUCGGCUCAACGGUCGUGGAUUAGGAAGGGCAGGGUUGUUUAAAUGGAUGCCAUUUGGAACUCUCAUUGCCAAUGUAUCGGCUGCUUGUGUAAUGGCUGCACUUUCCACCAUAAAGGAAGCAGUCAAUACCAAAGAUUGUGACACUAUUGUAAUUGGAACACAGUUAGGUCUCUUGGGGUGUUUGAGUACUGUCUCAACUUUUGUAGCUGAAUUCAAUGCAAUGAGAGAAAGCAAUCAUCUUUGGAGAGCCUAUGUGUAUGCCAUUAUCACAAUGUGUGCCUCAUUUGUCCUUGGAAUCUUGAUCUACUGUGUACCUGUUUGGGCAACGGGAUAUGAUACUAGCACAUAACAAUUGGGGCAUAGCAGAAGGUAAUAUCUACUUUUGAUCUUUGGACAGUGUGUUUGUUGGUGGAAAAGUCCAAGUUUUACCACAAGAUCCUUCUUAAUUUAGAAGCAGUGAAAUUUUUCUACAAGGAAGGACUCGGGUAUGGAGAAGCAGAGUGAUGCAAUUUACUAUUUCUCUUUGAGGCUCAAUAAUUUCUAUAGAACUUUGAGCUGAUAGGACUUCAAUUAAUGUUUGAUGAGCUUUCAAAUGUUUAAUGAAUUUAGAUGAGCCAUGUUAUGAGGAGAAAAAAGAUGACAAAAGGGUACAUAUAUAAUUUCCCCAAAAGAAACUAUGGUCUAUGGCUAAUGAGUCUCCAAGGUCUAAUACAGUUGCUGCCAGAGAUGAUAAGUUUAUCAUUAGAAAGAAAAAGAUGCUAUUGGAAAAGAGGAAAAUGGUGACAAGAAAUUGAAGCAUAUGUUGACAAACUUGCCAAUCAGUGAUGCUUUUAGAGCUAGAGUUACAAAACCUUGGCCUUGCUUAUGUUCAUAAGUGUACUUCUAAUUAACGUAAUAGACGGUAAUAAAAGCAACAAUCCUUUUAUACCGUUGAUUGCUUUCUAAAUCAAAUAUAUGGAUUUGCAUA